AUGAGGCGAGUGUUAAAAUAUAUUAAGGAGUUUGGAUCUGUCACCACUUUGCAUGGAAUCUCUCACAUCGUUUCUGGAAAUCGCCAUCCUGCUGAAAUCUACUUAUGGGUGGCAGUGACGGUAGUAGCAGCUGUUACAUCAUUAUAUCUCAUCGUAGACAACUGGCAGCGCUACAAUGCUAACCCUACCGUUCUUUCGUUAGACAAGAAUUUUCGAUCUUGGCGAGUUCCGUUUCCGGCCGCUACUGUAUGUCUGUUCGACCGCGUAAAUCGAACUGCAGCCACAGCCCUGAUUAACAGGCUUUGGGGUGUGAAACCCAAGGACAAAAAGUUUCCAUAUUACAUGCGUUUUGUUCAAAGCGUGGGAAACAUGACCUAUGACAAUCUUGAGGAAUUUGAAGAGUUUCAAUAUGAUUCUGAACUGUAUACUGUGAAUUUACCUGCUCUUGCGAGAAUGGUACAAAUAAAUCUAACAUACAGCUCAUACAUAUUUAAUCCACUAUAUAAGUAUAUGAAGUUUGAAGAGACGAUAACGGAAAUGGGAAUUUGCUAUACAUACAAUGGCGUUCUCACAGACUAUAUUUCGCUCAGCAAAAACGUAAAAACUGCACUGACAAAGGAUGUGGAUCCACCGUACUGCAACUUUCUUAACUCGCUAUGUUACGCUCGCAUUGAAGACUUGCCCGGAAUGAUGAGGUAUUACAUUCAUAGUCCGUUUGAAAUCCCUGACCUGUCUUCACAAUUCUACAUUGUUCAGCCCAGCAGGGAACGUGACACUUCCUUCCGCUUUCUGCAGACAGUGCCAUCCCCAGACCUACGGGAUCUGCUGCCAAGACAGCGCAACUGCCGAUUCAUGGAUGAGCCGAAGAAAGACAUGAGUUCUCCCGUGUACAGUUAUAACCUUUGUCGAAUGAACUGUCGGAAACGUCUGGCCUUCACUAAGUGUGGCUGCGCACCUUACUUUUACUUGGCUAAGAAGGACAUUCCAGUGUGCACAGUGAAAGGCCUGGCUUGCCUGGUACCUCACCGUGAGCUUAUCACGAAACUCAUACUACCUGAUGGAUCUCCCUACCCGUGUCCCUGCACACUACCCUGCAAGGACAUAGAGUACUAUGUGGACAAGGAUGUGGAGAGGGACUGGUCUUAUCCAGUUCCGUGCAACAUUCGAUUCCGAUGGGCAAUCGAGGUCUAUGCCAAAACAAGGGUGAGAAGAGAAAUAAUAUUUGGUCUCGAGGAUCUUUUGGUUUCCUUCGGAGGUACAGCGGCUUUCUUCUUGGGCUUCAGUGUCAUUACCUUCGUAGAGAUCAUCUACUUCUUCACCUUGCGCCUUUACUGGUUUCUUCGCUCCCACAAGAACGAGGACACCAAAGUUGUUCAAAAGAAGUUGAAUGGACCAAAAGUUAAAGUAAAUCCCCAUAAUAAUGAGGAGCCCAAAGUCAUUAAAAAAAGGUUGAAUAGACCAACAAUUAAAGUGAAUCAAUGGUAG
Molecule: messenger RNA, 1485 nt
Organism: Macrosteles quadrilineatus (aster leafhopper)
Lineage: Eukaryota; Metazoa; Arthropoda; Insecta; Hemiptera; Cicadellidae
Product: pickpocket protein 19-like
Exons: 10
Coding region: 1-1485 (494 amino acids)
Biological process (GO): sodium ion transmembrane transport
Cellular component (GO): membrane
Molecular function (GO): ligand-gated sodium channel activity
Source: RefSeq, a predicted model, not a curated record